Molecule: messenger RNA, 744 nt
Organism: Penicillium samsonianum
Lineage: Eukaryota; Fungi; Ascomycota; Eurotiomycetes; Eurotiales; Aspergillaceae
Exons: 2
Coding region: 1-744 (247 amino acids)
Source: RefSeq, a predicted model, not a curated record
AUGGCCAGUAAAAAUCUCCCUGUGACCCCUCCACUAGGAUGGACAAUGGACCCAGAAGAGCUUGACUACGAGGGUGAAUGGGCCACACCAAAUACCUGGGGGUAUCAACUCACCGCCAAUUAUAACCUUGGGGAAUGCACUCCUAUCAUGUGCAACCCCCAGGAGGGGGAACUAAUCUUUAAGGGGGGUGGAAAAUUCUAUCAAAUCUGCCAGAUGGGCGGAGAUUUGUUUGAGAUCACUUCCCCAAAGACGCUCGAUGAGAUCAUUGCUGUUGUGAAGGGAGAAAGGCGGCGAAAGAUAAAGCAAAAUGAAGAGACUCGGCUGAAGUCGUCUCACUCACCCUUGCUUCUAUCCGUGGAUGGAUGGAUCGCGCCAACAGCUAAAUAUACAUUCAAGACGCAAAACCUCACUCUCUUCGGGCAUGGCAUGGGCCCGGCUGCUCCUGUUGCGUUCACCAGGGUUCUUUUGAAACUUACUCCUGGAUCCAUGUGCUUAAAGGCUAAAGUGGAGCAAAUGAGGAUAUUCAUGGCAUCUCGCUACAGUGGAAAGGCGUCCGAGGAGCCCAUUACCAAGCUUAUCUCCGCGGGGGAGACCUGGAAAGGGUUGGCAGACCCUUACUUCAAUUUCCAAGAGCUUAUACGCAUCCACGGCCGCACAAUUGCCAACUUCCUCGCUAUAACGGAUCAGCUGGAGGUCAUCCUCGAGACAUUUCGGGAUUGCUGCGAAUCCCGGCCGGUCUAUUGA